GCUACUUUAAGCCAAGACUCCACCGCCUUCCAGAUUUUUGUUUUUGCAUCAGUAGGUUGCAAAUCCACGACAUGUCGACUUCGCCAGUUCCAUUGCCUCACUGGGACCCUCCGCCUGAGCCAAUAGGCCAGGCAAUUGCCAUCCGCUCUAUCCCAAUCCAGCUUAUGCCCCAGCAAAUCGACGGGGAUCUCGGAGAUGAUUGGACGGGUAUCAGCAAUCCGAAAACCAGAAAAAAGCUGCAGGAUAGGAUCCAUCAGAGGAAGUUGCGUCGGCGUAGAAAGGAGAAAACGAAACUCACGUGCCAGCCGCCAGAAGAGACCUGCCAUACGCUGGGUCUUCUGGGCUUGAAUGGGACGUUCUAUAUUGAGUCUUCCAUUCAGCAUCAAACAAUCCCACGUAGUCCGGCCAGUCACGUAAUGCAAUUGACGCCAUACAAUGAACCUCUAACGCUCGAAUCGUUUACGGCCUGUGAGCCCGACCAUGAGCGCACCGAAAGGUUCAUGCUUUAUUUUAUCGCCAGAGUACAGCAGAGAUUAUCCUGCUCACCACGAGCAGACAUGUUACUCAGCCUUAUUCAGUUCAACAGCACCAGGGCACUCGUGGUGAACGCCAGAGCAUUGGGUAUUACUCGAGAGUUCAUGGCGCCAGAUUCCCGAUCCCCAUUCAUAGCUCCAAACAACGGUGGCCUCACUUCGGACACUUCAAUGCCCUCAAGCUUGAGGCCGACCCAGUUCCAACUCACUGUGGCUCAUCACCCGUGGAUUGACAUCUUACCGUGGUCCAAGGUUCGUGAUAACCUGCUGCUCCAUGACGAGUCAUCAUAUGACAAGAAAGAGCUCUGUCGCGACUUAAGAGGGUUUCAGAAAGUGGCUGGCAGCAACUACGGGGGUAUAAUUGCCUGGGGUGAGCCGUGGGACCCACGAGGCUGGGAGGUCACCGAGGCUUUUGCAUCCAAGUGGCCUUGGCUGAUCCAAGACUGUUAUGAGCUAUUGGAGUCUACUAACUCUUGGAGGACCAUGCGAGGGGAAUGCAAAUGGACGCAAAAGGACCUUGGUCGGGAGCCAACUAUGUGUGAAGUGACGGAAUAAUGGAGUCUUUAUCUUGAAUGGCAGUCCCGGGGCUUCACUAUAAGCAUUAAGUUUAAUUACGUUAACAAAUUGAGUCUUGCUCCUUCUAA
Molecule: messenger RNA, 1177 nt
Organism: Truncatella angustata
Lineage: Eukaryota; Fungi; Ascomycota; Sordariomycetes; Amphisphaeriales; Sporocadaceae
Exons: 2
Coding region: 72-1088 (338 amino acids)
Source: RefSeq, a predicted model, not a curated record